CCCAGCCAAAUAAAGCCGCAUGAAUCUUCUGUCUCAAAACGCUAACACAUACACACGCUCUUGCAAACAUCAACAACCGAGGACUCUACAAACAUGUCUUCUUUCCUCUCAGGAGUUUUGGGUAAUAAAGCAGCAGAGUCAUUUGUCGACCAGGCGGUGGACAAAGCAGCUUCUGCAGCUAAAAGAAAAGUGAAGGAAACACUUACUGGAAAGAAACAGGAACCUGAUAAGACCGGGGGCAUGGGAGGUCUUUUCCCAAGUAGCGGGGAGAAGGACAAGAAGCCAAAAGAAAAGUCAGGAGGUGGACUAUUCGGUGGUCUCCUUAAAGCAGAAGGACCAGGGGAAAACAGCGGCGGAGCAGCCUUUGAUGCUGGAAGCAGCAAUGCAGUAGACAACAGUGGCGGAGACAGCAGUUUCAAUGAUGCACUGGAUGAUCUUGCUAAUGAGUUCUGUGAGAAAUGAUGAAUGGACAACUAGGAAAAUCUCUUAGGAGUUCUUCAGCUGGAGACCUGUCUCACAUCAGCACAAUCUCCAAGUGUCAUGGACUAUAACAAUACAAGAAGAUAUUAAUUUGUUACUCAUGUAAAUAGUUUUAAACAGACGUCUCUUCGAUAUCUUAUGCACAACUACUUAAUGAACAACUGCUUAAAUAAUGUGUUUAUUUAGCAUGCUUUUGUUUUCAAAACUGUGUGACUGACCAAAUGUUGAGUGAAUAAAGCUGAUUAAUAAAUAGUUUUUA
This is a messenger RNA of Labeo rohita (rohu), 739 nucleotides long. RefSeq lists its product as uncharacterized. Lineage: Eukaryota; Metazoa; Chordata; Actinopteri; Cypriniformes; Cyprinidae. Bases 94 to 462 code for a protein of 122 amino acids. The transcript is spliced from 3 exons. The record is from RefSeq and is a predicted model, not a curated record.